This is a messenger RNA of Lodderomyces theae, 1344 nucleotides long. RefSeq lists its product as uncharacterized. The transcript has a single exon. Lineage: Eukaryota; Fungi; Ascomycota; Pichiomycetes; Serinales; Debaryomycetaceae. The coding region runs from base 1 to 1344 and encodes 447 amino acids. The record is from RefSeq and is a predicted model, not a curated record.
AUGAUAGUCCUCCCAAAUACACCACCGACACCUAUUCAUCUACAAGACCCAAGCACCGCAUUACCGCAAAGUAUUCUAACCUUACGGUCAUCUUUGCAGGUACCAAGUCUAUCAAACUACAAUGAAUCAAUUAGAUAUGUGGUGAAUCUCGAAAAAUAUCUCGAUGCGAUUUUUGAACUACUGGAGUCAACAGAUCCUACAACUUUAUUCAUCAGUUCCAAUAUCCCGUGGUCAAAUAUCAACAAGGGAGACAUCAAGCUAAAACUAUUCAAGGUAAAGUUGGGCCAAGCCGCCAUUAACAAAUGGAGUUUGUACAAUGAGCUUUCUAUGACAUUGAUAUCUAUAUCCUUUAUAUACCACAGGGUGGCGUCGGAGUUGUCCAAUGACACCAUCGAUUUGAGUCUAGAGCCUCCAGUCAAGCCAGAGGAUUACAACGAGAAUUGGAAGCAAGUGAUGAGUUUAUACAAGAAGGCAAUGUCAAUGAUGUUGUUUAUUGAGAAGUUGGAACAGAAUGCAGCACAAUCAGAGGAGGAUGUUCUACACAUAAACAGAACGCUAUUUCCCUUCAUUGCGAAAGUGACCGACAUAUCUAUACAAAUGUCAAUUUUAUCCAAAUUCCUAUGGUUUAGUAGAUACACUUUUGAAAAGAACGAAGAAGUUGGAUCUCGAAAUAGCAUGACCUUGGCCAAAGUUGCAAUCUAUUGCAUGAAUGAGCUCGAUGUGCUUCAAGUACAGCUCAGUGAUCUCAAUAAUUCUGUGGAGAAUAGCAUAACGCAUGGUUCUGGUGUGAUAAAUCUUGAUUAUACUGACUGGGAUGCAUAUUUGAGAGUCGUGAAGAGGUAUACCAGCGCUUAUGCUGGACUCUAUCUAUCAAUGCAGAAAUACAAUGACAGCAAGUACGGUGAUGCCCUCGGACUACUCCAGUUCAGUUUAUUAUCGCUACAGAGCAAGAAGGAUUUUGCAACAUCGUCGUUUUUAAACAAAAGAAUCACUUUGAAACGUUUACGGGAAAAAGUAUCACGUCGAAAGCAGGAAAACUUACUUUCGAACUUGACCUCGGUUUCCACUUUGGAUAUUAAUAAAUCGGCAUUCAAUGGCAAGGCGGGAAUAAUCUUGAAUGAUUUAUCGUAUCUAUUCGAUCAACUUAUAAAAUUGAAUUUGAAAAUUUCUCUGGAAAAUAACACUUUGCAUUUUAAUGAGGUUGCACAUUGGUCCGCAAUCAACAAUGAUUCAAAGUGGCCCAUCGGCUGCAAGAUACCGGUAUCUCUGGUCGAAGUGUACACUCCGGGAAACUCGAAAGAUAGUAUUGAUCGAGAUUAUUCCAGCCGUGGGGAGUAUUAUUGA